AUGGAUGCAGCUCUCCCUGAAGUUUAUGACGAGUACUGGCUGUCACCACUGCCAUCUCAGGGAACCCCAGACUUGACAGGGCUGCCCCAAGGUCAGGCCUUGGGGGCGGCUCUGCAGAGGGAGUUCACCCCUGUUCGGCUCGGUGCACCUACACCCAAGGAGGAAGGAGUGGGGCCCUCCCAGGGACAACUCAGUACCGAAAUGUCAAAGUGCCUGCUAAAGGGGGAUGUCCGGUACCUUGUGACCAUGCUGGCACUGCUGGGAAUUAUCACCUUCUUCCUGAUCCUGGCUCCAGUGAGGAACAUUUUCCUUCCUCCAGGGACUAAAUACGGCCUGGUGUUCGAUGCUGGUUCCACACACACAACUCUCUACAUCUACCAGUGGCCAGUGGACAAGGAGAAUGACACAGGCAUCGUCAGCCAGGUGGAGGCCUGCACUGUGCCUGGACCUGGCAUCUCCAGCUAUGCAGACAACCCUGCUCUGGCUGGAGCCAGCCUGAAACCCUGCCUAGAUAAGGCCAUGAAGAUCGUCCCAGAAAAGCUGCAGCGAGAGACCCCCACCUACCUCGGGGCUACAGCAGGCAUGCGGCUGCUGAGGGAGCAGAACAGCACAAAAGCUGACCAGGUCUUUGUCGAGGUCGCAAAGGCCGUUCGCCAGUACCCUGUGGACUUCCGUGGAGCUCAGAUCCUCACAGGGAACGAGGAGGGCUCCUUUGGCUGGAUCACUGUCAACUACCUGCUGGAGACACUCAUCAAGUUUUCCUUUGCAGAGAAAUGGGAACGUCCGCAGGCCACAGAGGUGCUGGGAGCUCUGGACCUUGGAGGCGCCUCCGCACAAAUAACCUUCCAGCCCGGAGGUACCGUGGAGGACAAAAACACCUCUGUCCUCUUCAGGCUAUACGGCACCAACUACUCGCUCUACACCCACAGCUACCUCUGCUAUGGGCAGACGCAGGCCUUGAAGAUGCUGCUGGCAGCUCUCUAUGAGGGCAGCUCUUCUCCCCAGCAGAUAUUGCACCCCUGCUACCCGAAGGGAUACCAGGAGAACAUCACUAUGGCAGCCCUCUACGACAGUCCCUGUGUCCCCACGCCGAGCAAACCCAGCACUGCUCAGGCCCUCACAGUGACGGGGACAGGAGACCCAGCAGCGUGCAGAAGUGCCAUCCAGAAACUCUUCAACUUCACCUGUGGGGCCCACAGGACGUGUGGGUUCAAUGGCAUUUAUCAGCCCCCCGUGCGGGGACAGUUCUUUGCCUUUUCUGGGCUUUAUUACAACCUACACUUUCUGAACCUGACCAGUGGGCAGUCCUUGAGUUCAGUCAAUGCCACCAUUUGGGACUUCUGUGCCAGAGACUGGAAGAAGGUGCAGAAGGAGUUCCCUGAUGUGGACAAAACCUAUCUCCGUAACUACUGUGCAGUCAGCUCCUACAUCCUCACUCUCCUGCUGCAAGGCUAUAAAUUCAAUGACAAGACAUGGCCCAACAUCCGCUUCACCCAAAAGGUCGCUAACACAGAUAUGGGUUGGACUCUGGGCUACAUGCUCAAUCUUACCAACAUGAUUCCCUCGGAAACUCCCCAGAGAUGCAUAGCAGUCCAAAGAAGCAUCUGGACAGCAGUCACAGUUGCAUUGUUCAUCAUGCUAUUCCUCUGCUUCUGGCUGUUCAUGGCCAUAUGUCACCAGAGAAAAUUAGCCAGUUAUGAGACUUUCUAG
Rhea pennata is the source of this 1710-nucleotide messenger RNA. RefSeq names its product ectonucleoside triphosphate diphosphohydrolase 8-like. The record is from RefSeq and is a predicted model, not a curated record. The transcript is spliced from 11 exons. Gene Ontology annotation, molecular function: hydrolase activity. NCBI's taxonomy places the organism in Eukaryota, Metazoa, Chordata, Aves, Rheiformes, Rheidae. Bases 1 to 1710 code for a protein of 569 amino acids. Gene Ontology annotation, cellular component: plasma membrane.